AUGUCGUUCCUAAGAGACCUUUUUCACCGCGAAACGCCGCAGGAGGCGAUGCGGAAGUACAAACGCGGGCUUGAUCGCACCAUUCGCGAUAUCGAUCGUGAGCGCAACAAGCUGCAGGCGCAGGAGCGCAAAAUUGUUAUUGAUAUGAAGAAGAUGGCGAAGCAGGAUCAGAUUGAUUCGGUGCGCAUCUUGGCACGCGACCUGGUGCGUACACGGAAGUACCAGCAGAAGAUGUACCGCAUGCGUACCCAAAUACAAGGCGUCUCGCUUCGGAUCCAAACAAUGCAGUCCACUGGGCAGAUGGCAACGGCGAUGAAAGGCGUGACCAAGGCCAUGCGUAGCAUGAACAAUAGGAUGAACAUUCCCGAGAUGCAGCGUGUCAUGCGGGAGUUUGAGAAGCAAAAUGAAAUGAUGGGAAUGAAGGAAGAGAUGAUGAACGACGUCGUCGACGACGUGAUGGACGAUGAUGGCGAGGAGGAGGACGAAACGGAGCUUGAGAUCCAGAAGGUCAUGGAUGAGGUUGGAUUGGAGUUCAAGAGCAAAAUGGGCAUCACGGACGCGUCGUUACCAGCAAGGCAGCAGGAGAAUGAGGAUGAUGAUAAGGAGCUUGAGGCUCGUCUUGCAGCGUUGAAAUCCUCAAUGAAGUGA
Molecule: messenger RNA, 648 nt
Organism: Trypanosoma rangeli
Lineage: Eukaryota; Euglenozoa; Kinetoplastea; Trypanosomatida; Trypanosomatidae
Product: charged multivesicular body protein 2A
Exons: 1
Coding region: 1-648 (215 amino acids)
Biological process (GO): late endosome to vacuole transport; protein transport; endosome transport via multivesicular body sorting pathway
Cellular component (GO): ESCRT III complex; multivesicular body
Source: RefSeq, a predicted model, not a curated record